AUGGGCUACUACAACAAUAUCUUGCAGUAUGGCGAAGACAGGAUUUGCGUUGAUGCUCAGAAAGCUGGUGCGGACGGAUUCAUUAUUGUAGACUUACCGCCUGAGGAAGCAAAGUCGCUCAGUAACGACGCGGCCAAACACGGCCUCGCCUACAUCCCAUUAGUUUCUCCAACGACAACAGACGAGCGUAUGCAGCUUAUUAACGCUGUGGCGCAUGGCUUUGUGUACUGCGUGAGUCUCACUGGUGUUACUGGUGCUCGUGCUGAGCUACCGCCUAAUCUCGAAGCGUUUAUUGCCAGAAUUCGUGCCAACGUAAAGCACCCGCUCGCAUUGGGCUUUGGGCUAUCGACGCGCCAACACUUCGUACAAGCCAGCGCGCUCGCAGAUGGUGUUGUGAUCGGCUCAAAAAUUGGCCUCUACUAUUUCAUACAAGACCGUGCCAAUGGUUCGGCUGGUGAAUAG
Messenger RNA from Plasmopara halstedii, 462 nucleotides. RefSeq names its product tryptophan alpha subunit. Bases 1 to 462 code for a protein of 153 amino acids. The record is from RefSeq and is a predicted model, not a curated record. Gene Ontology annotation, cellular component: cytosol. Gene Ontology annotation, biological process: L-tryptophan biosynthetic process. Lineage: Eukaryota; Oomycota; Peronosporomycetes; Peronosporales; Peronosporaceae. Gene Ontology annotation, molecular function: tryptophan synthase activity. The transcript is spliced from 4 exons.